GAUGAAUUCCUCUAUUUUUAGUCGACAGUAUGUAAAAAGAUAAUGGAACAGCUGGGUCAAGCUGAUAUGGAGCAAGCGCAACGGCAGGUGGUUACAAUCAGCCAAGAUAGCUUUUACCGCGAAUUAACAGCAGCGGAAAAAAUAAAAGCGCAAAAGGGCCUCUUCAAUUUCGAUCACCCGGAUGCGUUCAAUGAAAAUUUGAUGUAUGACUCAUUGCAGGAUAUAUUAAAGGGCAAAAUUGUUAAAGUGCCAUGCUAUGAUUAUCGCUCAAAUUCGCUUGAUCAUGAAAAUAUGCUAACUAUCUAUCCGGCUGAUGUGGUGCUUUUUGAAGGCAUACUCGUUUUCUAUUUUCCCAAAAUACGUGAUCUCU
Molecule: messenger RNA, 370 nt
Organism: Rhagoletis zephyria (snowberry fruit fly)
Lineage: Eukaryota; Metazoa; Arthropoda; Insecta; Diptera; Tephritidae
Product: probable uridine-cytidine kinase
Molecular function (GO): kinase activity; ATP binding
Source: RefSeq, a predicted model, not a curated record